This is a messenger RNA of Penicillium coprophilum, 852 nucleotides long. RefSeq names its product DUF218 domain protein. Bases 1 to 852 code for a protein of 283 amino acids. Gene Ontology annotation, cellular component: cytoplasm. The transcript has 4 exons. The record is from RefSeq and is a predicted model, not a curated record. Lineage: Eukaryota; Fungi; Ascomycota; Eurotiomycetes; Eurotiales; Aspergillaceae.
AUGACCUCCAACCCAGACGCCAAUUUUGCUACAUGCAACCAUCUCAUUGUUGUCUGCUGCCAUGCCAUUUACACCGGGCAUUCACAUCUGGGAGCUUCGGAAAACGACUGGCUGAUUGAGCCCUUCCAAAAGGGAGAAACACCCACAUUUAUCGAUCAUGUUAAAGCUGGGUUGAAAGCUCUAGCAGAGGACUCCCAUGGCUUGCUUGUGUUUUCUGGUGGGCCUACCAAGAAGCCUAGAAUUGACCUCAGUGAAGGUCAAUCUUACCUUCAGAAUCUGGCUAGAGAUAACGACUACUUCCAAGAUAUUACCACUCUUCCCACAAUUGACGCGUCAAGAGUCAUCGCAGAAACCAGCGCUACAGAUUCAUAUCAAAACUUGUUGUUCUCUUUAAUAAAGUUCCGGGUAUACACAGGCGUGUAUCCACAGAGAGUCACAGUUGUGACGCACGAGUUCAAACGCGCUCGAUUCAUGCAAUGUCACUUUCCAGCUGUGGGCCUGGUGCCUAUGGGCCCGGAACAAGAAGACUACACGCAUAAAGUUGCUGUGCUAGGUAUCAACCCACCCGUCGAAGUCACUCCGCCAGAGACCUUGACUCGAGGCGAGGCUUUGAAUGGGAUUGGGCUUUGGAGAGAAGACCUUUACGGAGUGAACUCGGAUCUGGUAGAAAAAAGGAUGAAACGAGGCUGGUCCCCUGAAACUGGAAACGAUAUAUUCUCCGAUCUGGGAUUGGAAAAUGUGGUAUUGGAUCUCAUCCGCUAUGAUGGGGGUCGUCAUUGCAAUAAGUGGUUCCCGAAGCGAGAGACCUUGCCUUGGUCUUAUAUCAGACAUGAUACACCCAAGGGGCCUUGA